Messenger RNA from Trichoderma gamsii, 372 nucleotides. RefSeq lists its product as hypothetical. The record is from RefSeq and is a predicted model, not a curated record. The transcript has a single exon. The coding region runs from base 1 to 372 and encodes 123 amino acids. NCBI's taxonomy places the organism in Eukaryota, Fungi, Ascomycota, Sordariomycetes, Hypocreales, Hypocreaceae.
AUGCGUUCUGCCAUCGCCUUCUCUCUCUCCCUACUUGCUCUUGCUUCGGCAGCUCCCUCUUCCCCAGGCAAGGUUACCGUGCAACUUUCAAACGACGUCUCUGGAGCAAAUGGCGACGCCUCCAUUCCUCUCGAUGGAAGACCUGUGGACAUUGGCCAGGCUUUCGGACACUCCAAUCUGUUCAAAAACGGCAAACUACUUGUUACCAGCAUUUUCUUCGUUGCCAAUUUCCAAAAUGUCGACUGCGUCGUUGUGAGAAAUAGAGUCCAGCAGGUCGCCAACAUCUUCAACCCAUCAAAGGACUUUGAGAGAUUCGCUCAGCAGCCUGUGGACUGGGAGCACGGUUUCACAAUUGCCUGCACUAAGCAUUAA